This is a messenger RNA of Coregonus clupeaformis (lake whitefish), 1607 nucleotides long. RefSeq names its product zinc finger protein 3-like. Gene Ontology annotation, biological process: regulation of transcription by RNA polymerase II. The coding region runs from base 356 to 1288 and encodes 310 amino acids. The record is from RefSeq and is a predicted model, not a curated record. Gene Ontology annotation, molecular function: RNA polymerase II cis-regulatory region sequence-specific DNA binding; DNA-binding transcription factor activity. The transcript is spliced from 2 exons. Lineage: Eukaryota; Metazoa; Chordata; Actinopteri; Salmoniformes; Salmonidae.
CGUGAUAGAGUCUGCAGAUGCAGAGGCUGCAGGUCCUGGGGUCAAGCAGGAGAGAUCUGAAGGAGAGGAGGACCAACGGCAAAGCAAAGACAUCCAGACUGGAGCGCCCCCUGUAGCCACAGAGGACCCCACCACCGCCCCAGCGCCGCCCAGGACCCGAUGCAGCAUCACGGAGGUCAGUGGAACGGCGAACGCCGUCCUCAAGUCAGAGACAGACACAGAGACUUUAACUGUAACACACAGGCUCUUACACACAGGAUCUGACCACAGAUCAGACCCAGUGGGGCUGGGGAGACUGGGCUGUCCUCCUGCUCCUGGCUCAGAGUAUUUACCUGUAUUUUACCAGAGCCAGAGGAUGGUUAAUUCCCAUGGAGAUGGUGAUGGUGAUGCGUUAGACACUGGUGGUGAUGAUUCAUCUUGUUCUUACACUACAGAGAUGGACCCUGGCAACAUAUCCUUGGGUUUAGAGACACAGACUGAUCUGUCUAGAGGGGACUGGAACCGGUGCAGUAGUAGUGUAUACUGUGAAGGGUGCCUAGAUAAGAAAGGGGAGGUUAUAGUCGUAGAUGAGAUGACUGUGAAAGUGGAGGACAACGCUCCUCUGACAUGGAAUGCAGACGAGACUCACUUAGAAGAACACUCACAAGGCAGAGAUUUCUUAGAUUACACGGAGAGCUUAGAGACAAAUCCAAAUGUAAAGACCCACUCCCCUUUACCUGCGUUCAGGGAUCACGACCCAGUGUCCACUUCAAUGGGGCCUUCCGAUUCACACAGCCGGGUCCUCUUCGAUCAGGUAUUGGACCCAAACGACAGGGCUAGAGCCCAGGCUCAGGGAGGAGCCACAUCAGGCAAUAGUAAAGAGAAACGGUUCCUCUGCAUGUUCUGUAACAAAGGCUUCAGCUGCCCCCAGAAGGUGGAAAUCCAUCAGAGGGUCCACACAGGGGAGAAACCCUUCAGCUGUGCCCAGUGUGGUAUGCGCUUCGCCGAGGCUGGCAGUCUGAAGAGGCACCAGAGGGUCCACACAGGAGAGAAACCCUUCAGCUGUACUCAGUGUCAUAUGUGCUUCUCCCACUCUUUCAGCCUAAAGAGGCACCAGAGGGUCCACACAGGGGAGAAAUCCUACAGCUGCCCCCAGUGUGAGAAAAGCUUCUCCCACCAGAACCAGCUGAAGAUGCACCUGAAGGUUCACACGGGAGAAAGGCAGUUUGCCUGUACGCACUGCGAGAAGAGGUUCUCAGAGAGGAGCUACCUCAGGAUACACCAGCAGAAACACCAUUCCACUCUAUAACAUAGAAAGUAACCAUUCCACUCGAUAGCUUCUGACGUUUAGAUCUAACCCUGCAUUAAAGACAGAUUAAUUUUCAUUGUUGUCAGCAGAAAAGAUCCACAGAUGCAUCUGGAAUAACGAGUGUAACAGAUCUGUGUUGAAUAUUCCUGGGUAGAAUAUUGCAUUCAGACAUUGUGUGAUAUAUAAGGCAUAUAUAAGCCUAAAACGGCUGUUACAUAGUGUUUGUACUGUGUAGGCUAAAUGAUGUUCACAAAUGCCUCUUUCAUUACUUUCAUUGAACUACUCCAUUUUUCACCCAAUACAUUUAUGAGAUAACGAA